AUGACCUACAGCUGCUGUUCUGGAAGCUUCUCCUCUAGAUCCUACGGAGGUCAACUACACUACCCCUACUCCUCCUGUGGCUCUUCCUACCCCCGACACCUGAUCAACAGCUCUAACUUCUGCUCUCCCAGGAUCUUCCAUCUGGGCUCCUCUCUCCAUAGUGGCUGUCGUCAGCACUGUUUCCAGCCCGUCAGAUGCCAGACUUCUCAUGUGGUACACACCUCCCGCCAGCGGCCUUGCUAUCUCCCAAGGGUCUCCAGCUUCUGCCGCCCCUGUAGGACCACAUAUGCUGGCUCUCUGGGCUUUGGGUCCAGCAGUUGCCACUCCCUGGGCUAUGGGUCAAGGAGCUUCUAUACUUCAGGAUGUGGCUCCAGUGGCUUCAGACCUUUGAGUUAUGGAGUCCGUCGUUACCCUUGCUCUGGCUAUGGAUCUGGAUUCUGCCACCCAACCUAUGUGAUCUCCAGAAACUUCCAGUCUUCUUGUCACAGGCCCACGUGUGGAUCAGCCAUCUACAGAUCAAGUUGCUGA
Arvicola amphibius (Eurasian water vole) is the source of this 528-nucleotide messenger RNA. RefSeq names its product keratin-associated protein 13-1-like. Lineage: Eukaryota; Metazoa; Chordata; Mammalia; Rodentia; Cricetidae. The record is from RefSeq and is a predicted model, not a curated record. The transcript has a single exon. Bases 1 to 528 code for a protein of 175 amino acids.